Molecule: messenger RNA, 3719 nt
Organism: Gambusia affinis (western mosquitofish)
Lineage: Eukaryota; Metazoa; Chordata; Actinopteri; Cyprinodontiformes; Poeciliidae
Gene: podn
Product: podocan
Exons: 12
Coding region: 266-2029 (587 amino acids)
Molecular function (GO): protein binding
Source: RefSeq, a predicted model, not a curated record
CCUUCCCUCUCUCACUCCACAUCUGGAGGGGGUUCUAGCGCAGAUCUGUGACUCCUCGCCUGCUAUGGGACAGCCUCAGCUUGGACCAGAUACCACGCUUUGGUUCUUUUCGGCAAAUGUUUUUCAGAGGGGUAAAGUAGCGUAGUAACUCUGCUGCAUGAUUUACGGUUGGCUGUUAUGUUGGACAGAGUUCACACUGAGUUUCCAGAGUCAAGAAACGGCAUGAAAACAGACGAAAGCCAUAAAGGACAGAUCAACAGUAGACAUGGACUUUCCAAAGCAUUCCAUCCUGCAGGCCUUCAGUGUGAUGCUCUUGGCGUGGAUGCUGGUACGUUGCCAGACCCCAGUGGAACCUGAGGAAGAAGAAGAGGAAGAGGCGGUAAAGGAAGCUGACAAUGCAACACUGGUAACAACUGAAUGCCCUUCAGAAUGCAGCUGCACAACAGACGGAACAGUGGACUGUGCAGGAGUUGACCUGACGGAGUUCCCCGAAGAGCUGCCUAAUAAGAUCCGUCGACUUUCUCUACAGAACAACAAAAUCAAGGAAAUAACAGUGGAGCACAUUUCCCAUCUACAUCAGCUCGAGACUCUCAACCUCCAAAACAACUGGCUCACCACAGAAGGCCUUGAAGAUGAAGGCUUUGAAAUGCUUGAAGAGCUGGCUUAUUUGUACCUGGCUAACAACAAGCUCUCCUCUGCACCAAGAGUCCUGCCGCCAUCUUUGGUCAGCGCUGAUUUUGCUGCUAAUCAGCUCUCCAGGAUCUACCCAUACACAUUUGGUCAUAAACCAAAACUAAGGUCUGUGUAUCUCCAUAACAACAAGCUGACAGAUGAAGGACUUCCCGAUAACAUGUUCAAUGCUUCUGACACGCUGGAGAUCCUGACCAUGUCCAGCAACUUCCUGAGGGUGGUUCCCAGCAAUCUGCCGUCCAGUCUUCUCCGACUUCAUCUGAAGAGUAACAGGUUGGAGAAAAUCCCAACAGGGGCCUUUGAGGAUUUGCACAACCUUCGAGAACUUUAUCUCCAGAACAACCUCCUCACCAAUGAUGGGAUGGACAAUGAGACUUUCAGCCAGCUGAGUAGCCUCGAGUAUCUUGACUUGUCAAAUAACAACCUGAGCGUUGUUCCUAAGGGUUUGCCUCGCAACCUGGUGCUGCUGCACCUGGAGAAGAACGCCAUCCGCAGCAUUCCUGGAGACGCUCUCAUCUCUGUGCGGAACAUUGAAUACCUGCUACUUCACAAUAACAAGCUGCGCUCCCGCUCUAUACACCCAAUGGCCUUCCAGGGCUUGAAGAAGCUGCACACUCUUCAUUUGUAUAAUAACUUGCUGGAACGAGUUCCCAGAGGCUUACCUCGGCGAGCCAAGACUCUCAUGCUGCUCCACAACUUUGUUUCUGAAAUUAGCCGCAAUGACCUGUCCUUGCUGUAUACCCUGACUGAGCUCAAUCUCAGCUACAACAAACUGACCACCACCAAGAUUCACCGUGACGCUUUCAGAAAGUUACGCAUACUGGAAACUCUGGACCUGUCUGGAAAUGCCCUUCAUGCCAUUCCCCUGGGCCUUCCGCACAGUCUGAAGGUUCUGGAGAUCAAGAACAACCAGCUCAGUGCUAUACCAUAUGGAGCCCUGGCAGGAAUGCAGAAGCUACAGAAGUUGAUCCUGAGUGACAACAAACUAAAACUCAACUCAGCCUACCAAGGAGCUUGGAUGGAACUCAGUGCACUCACAACACUAGACCUUUCUGGUAACCAGCUAACACACAUCCCAUCAGACCUUCCUGAGUCUCUGGAGUAUCUUUACCUGCAAAGCAACCGGAUCUCCAGUGUUCCUGCUUCAGCGUUUGAAGGCACUCCAAACAUUAAAGGCAUCUUCCUUCGGUUUAACCGGCUGUCGGUGGACUCUGUAGACGAGAGCUCCUUCGCCCACCUCGUCAACUUGCAGGUGUUGGACUUUGGGACGGGAAACACAGAGCUGUCCUCAAAAACAGAUGAGAAAGAAGUUGGAGAGGUGAUGGAGCAGGAAGCAUAGAGCACUGGGCUGCAUGUUUCAGAAAACAGAACAGGCUUUUAAAUGGGACGGAACCUGUGUUUGUUUUUUCUUUUCUUUUCUUUUUUUAUAUCUCCAUUUUUAAAUCAUGCUGAGAUGCAGAGCCACAUAUUUCUGCUGCAGGAUACAGAAUGAAAGUUCAUUUUGUUCAAACCGAACUUUAAAAUUUGCCUUUGAUUGUUCAUAUGCAAUCUUUAUCUUUAAAAAAACUAAAAAAAAAAGAAAAGAAAGAAGGAAUAUCUCAUCUCUGAACACCGACCUGGGAAGAAACAUGAAAAAGGACAAAGUCACUUCCUGUUUUCCUCUUCAUUUUUAUGUCAUUUUGAAAAUGGCUGCCCUGUCAGCAAUAUUACCAAUGCAAUCUACUUGGAUUUGUUAAAGCAAAUAUAGCAACCAAGCACUAAUUUUGUUAUUAAAACCACAAAAACAGUUGAAUAAAAUAUAGAAAUCAGGGACAUAAUUCCAUGUUAUUGUUCCUGGAUAUUUAUAGGCCAUGUAACAUUCAGCAAUGUAACAAAAUCUAAAGGUUGUAAAUUAUUUUAAGCCAGAAAAACAAAACAAAAAAAAACUACAGAGUGAUAUUUUUGUGGUUGAGCAGCAGCCUUUCAUUGUACUGCUGACCUGAAAUGGACUUAUAGACUUGAUCUUUUAAAGACUGGUGGACUUUCUCCCUGUCAAAAGUUGUGUGAUCAUAAAGUUUAACAAAUGUUCUCAGUAUGUCCACGGGUUCAAUUUUCCUAUUUGUAAGCCAGAACAUUUGAUUUGCAGUUACAUCAGGGAUGUAAGGGAACAUUUACACUCUGCUUUAAAGUCCUGGUUUGAUAUGGCUUUGGUAAGAGAGAAAAAAAUGACACCAAAUGCUAAAUUAAACUACAUGUAGGCCUAAAGUAACCUUCAAAAACAGGCAUGAGGAAUCCCUCCUGCACAUCUAAGGAAAAUGGUUUUGCUCAACAAGUAAAGAUGAUUUAUUUUUUAAUGAUUUCUCUUUAACAUUCUAAGCAUUUAAGCAAUUUUUAUCCAAAUUAAUCUCAACAGUGCCCUACAGAAGUACCCAGAGAGAACCCACCACGCACAGGGAGAACAUACAAACUCUGUGCAGAAAAACUCCACGCAGAGAAUCGAACCCGGGAUCUUGUUGCUGCAAGGCAACAGCUCUACCAACUGCACCACUGUGCAGCCAAAACUGUGUAAUCCCGACCUAUUAAAGUUAGUCGCAGCUACAAUUAAAAUGAUAAAUGAUCAGACUUAUGCCUCAUACAUAACCUGGAAAUCAUUUCGAUUUCAGCACUGAUCUGAAGCCAGAACCUCUUUAAUGUUACACUAAAUACAGCCAAUGACUUACUUCUGUGUAGAAAUAAAUAAUGAGCUAUGCCUGUUCUUAUUAUUCUCUGUAUUAUGCUGUAUUUUUGGAUGAAAUACUUCAAUCAAAAGAAAAAAAAACCCUUAUCAAUAUAGCUGAGGAAAGAAGUUACUGCUGCUCCUCCUUUAUGCUCAGCCAAUUUUCCACCAAGAUAUCAAAUAUUUCCUAUCAAAUUAAAAUGCUUAACUAACAUAACCUUCAUCAUGUUGCUAUGAAAACAGCCACUUGCACAUAUUGUAGCCUUGUAUUGUCACAAAGAGUAUUACAGUCAUUCAAAAACGCAAUAAAUCAUUGAAAAUGAUGAAAACAAAA